ACCGGCUAGAACAAUUAUGGUAUCUCUCCAACGUAGCAAUUGUUUUCUCCCACACUCUUUCACUCUCACUACCUCUCUUUAUUUCCCUUACAUCAUUUUAUUUCUCUUUAUCCACACAAUGACGAGAACACAAACACAGACUAUACUUCUAUCUUUACUUCGCAUGCUUUACGAUGUCAUCACCUCCACGUCGAGGCAACAAAUUUCAAGGCAUCGCUUACAACUGGUGACCCCGAGCGAAAGAAUUGCUGCCUUCUGAAGCUAAAUUCCGAACGAAUUGGUGACUCCGUGUAAAGAGAAUUGCUACCUUCUGAUGCUACAUGCCGCUGCAUUUUUGCUGAUUUCGAACUAAAGAACUAUAGUCUUCAUAUCAACAGUCGCUGAACCAAAGGAAAAGAAUGACAACCUUCGUCACCACCAAGAUGCAUCCUCUUUCGACCUGCUACAAAAAGCUCUAUACUGCGAUCGACGCUACGAUGCACUUCAUGAAAAUGCAACACAGCCGACACAAGGAAUUUGCAGACCAUGGAAGCCACUAAAUGCAUCAUUUCGACAGUUACGUGCCCAGAAACUAAGCGGAAGAAAAUAUGGGAGCACACACGUACAACAUCUUCACAGCAAACUUGAACAAGAAGCGGGCGAAGAGUCGCUGGCCGGCGAAAUUCAUACAAGUUUUCUAUUUCAGAGAGAAGGUGAGAGAUAACUGGCAUGUGUGUAAGGGAGGGAGAGAGAAUGAGAAGGUGAGAGAUAGUUGGCAUGUGUGUAAGGGAGGGAGAUUGCUUGUUGUUUGCUGCUUACCACAGCCACUGUUAGCAUGCCAACUUCAAAAGAAAUCGUGCUCUCUCUAUCUCUUUCGCGUUCUUUCCCACUUCCCUAACCCAACACUUUUUACGGAAACUGCUGAAUUGAUGUAAACAAACUCAUGUGGUCUGAUUUUGACGUUUCUAGGUACUGUACCGUAAGAUCACCUAAAUGUAACGAAUGCCAUAGUUAUUCUCAAAUCUUUGGACAGGAAAAAUUUUUACCUUAAUCUAAACAGUGAAGAACGCCACAUCUACGACACCAAUAAGCUUCCAAUGGUUAAUUUAUAUUUAAGGUCUUUGGGGAUUCUCCCAGAAAAAUUAGAUACUCUGUCAAUUAUUCAUGUGACUGGAACAAAAGGAAAAGGCUCAACAUGUACUUAUACCGAAGAGAUUCUCAGAAGUAAACACUACAGAACUGGCCUCUUCAUGAAGAUUGUAGCCCGUUGUUGCCAAAUUUCUUCCAGUUUAUGACAGUCAUGGCCUUUUACAUAUUCCUCAAAGAAAACAUUGAUGUGGUUGUAUUGGAAGUUGGCAUUGGUGGUGAAAAUGACUGUACGAAUAUAAUUCGAAACCCUAUUGCUUGUGGCAUCACACAUCUUGACAUCGAUCAUAUAGACUAUCUUGGAGACACCUUGGAAAAAAUUGCCUGGCACAAAGCAGGUAUAUUCAAGCGAGGUGCAACUGCAAUUACAGUCUUACAACAAGAUGUUGCAUUGAAAGUUUUUUGUGAGAGAGCUAAUAAUAAAAUGUGUUCCCUCUACUUGGCACCCCAACUACAAAACUACAGCACCUCAAAGAACUGCCAAAUACUUGAAGAGAGAGAAGAUUGUGAACUUGAAAAUAUGUCACUUGCUAUUCAACUAGCGAGAGUGUGGAUACAGAAUCACAACAAAGUUGCAUCAGAGAGGAAAUGGGUGAAUCCCUUUGAGGGAGAGGAAAUUCCUGAGAUAGACAAAGAUGUGGCAGAUAUAGAGGAUUCUAUAACAAUACUGGAGCCUCUAAAAUUACCUGCAAGACUUCAAAUUUUCACAGAAGGAAAUAUUACUUAUUAUAUGGAUGGUGCACAUACAAAUGGAAGUAUGGAAUGUUGCUGUACCUGGUUUAAGAAGAAAUCUCAACAAUGGCCUAGAGAUCAGGACAGUAAUAUAAGAAAAGCAUUACUAUUUACUGUAAGUGGUAAACGAAAAGCAAAAGCAAUGAUGAAAAUAUUAAAGAAAUGUCAUUUUGACUUGGCCAUGUUUGCUUCCAACAGACUUCAUGUUGACGAUCAAACUGAUGAAGCAGGCCAAUACAAUGAUCUCGUGAUGACAUGGAUGUCUUUGUUUGAGAAGGAAACAGGUGAAACAAAGAAGACAAAAUUUACCAGUUACGAUACUGUAAAAGGAUUUUCAUGCAUUAGUAAUGCUCUGGAGUGGUGCCAGUUAAAUAUGGCCAAUAUUCACAAUGGAAAUCCAUUUGUAACAUCUGCUUUGAAAGGUGCAACUCAUUUACAGGUUUUAAUAACAGGAAGUUUGUAUUUAGUUAGUCAUGUUCUGAAAUCUUUGAAGCAGGUAAAUUAUGAUGAUUGAAAAGAAAUCCCAUAUGGUGUUGUUCUUGAAUAUGGAGCAACAUAAAACAUUAAUGAUAAUAUUUAUUUAUUUAUUUAAGACUUUGAUAUCUAACCCCACAAAUAUUUCUAUUUUGCCUUUUAUCUUUCUGAAGUUGAUAAAAAUAAGUACCAGUAAUAUAUUGAGAUUCAAUGUAAAAAUUCAUUUUGUAUGUGAAUCACAAAAUUACAAAGAAUAUUUAUUACAUAGAACAUGGUGAGCUGGCAGAAACGUUAGCACACUGGGUGAAAUGCUUAGUGGUAUUUCAUCUGUCUUCACAUUCUGAGUUCAAAUUCCACCAAGGUUGACUUUGCCUUUCAUCCUUUCAGGGUCAAUAAAUUAAGUACUGGGAUCGAUCUAAUCAACUGGCCCCCUCCCCCAAAAUUUUGGGCCUUGUGCCUAGAGUAGAAAAGAAUAUUCAUUACAUAUUUAUUACAUAUUUAUUACAUAGAUGCAUAAAAUAUCAAAUUUACACAGGUGUGAUGUUGUGGUAUUCAUUUAUUUCCCAUGAUCAUUGUACCAUUUAAAAUACUGAAAACAUUUUAGAAUACUGAAGGAAAAAUAAAAAUUGAUGACAAAACUA
This is a messenger RNA of Octopus bimaculoides (California two-spot octopus), 2972 nucleotides long. Its product is annotated as folylpolyglutamate synthase, mitochondrial. Lineage: Eukaryota; Metazoa; Mollusca; Cephalopoda; Octopoda; Octopodidae. The record is from RefSeq and is a predicted model, not a curated record. Gene Ontology annotation, cellular component: cytosol; mitochondrion; cytoplasm. Gene Ontology annotation, molecular function: tetrahydrofolylpolyglutamate synthase activity; ATP binding. Gene Ontology annotation, biological process: tetrahydrofolylpolyglutamate biosynthetic process.